ACAAUCCACAAUCUUCUCAAAACUUAACACCAACAAUUACGCUCAUCAUAUCACAAUACUUCAACUUCGAGAUUUUCUGCUGUAUAUGGAUUCACCCACGUCGAACUCACAGUCUCUUGGUGGUCUUGAUUCUCGCAGGAUGUCGCAUUCUGACGAAGAGGUGAUUCUAGCGUCCAGCCACCCCAAGAAACGUGCCGGGAGGAAGAAGUUCAAGGAGACGCGCCACCCCGUCUACCGAGGCGUCAGGCGUAGGAACUCCGAUAAGUGGGUGUGCGAGCUGCGGGAGCCCAGCAAGCAGAAGAGGAUAUGGCUGGGGGGGGUCCCCACCGCGGAGAUGGCAGCGAGGGCGCACGACGUGGCUGCGUUGGCUCUCAGGGGACAGAUGGCGUGCCUCAAUUUCGCGGACUCCGUGUGGCGGCUGCCAGUCCCUGCUUCGAAUGAUCCGAAAGACAUACGCAAGGCGGCGAUGCAGGCGGCGGAGGCGUUUCAGCCGGGGGCAGCGGAGGAGGUUUCAGGGGAGGCGAGGAAUGUGGGAGAUAAUGAGGGGAGUUCGAGAAAUUUGGAUUAUGGGGUUUUUCA
Messenger RNA from Sesamum indicum (sesame), 579 nucleotides. RefSeq names its product dehydration-responsive element-binding protein 1E. Gene Ontology annotation, biological process: regulation of DNA-templated transcription. The record is from RefSeq and is a predicted model, not a curated record. Gene Ontology annotation, molecular function: DNA-binding transcription factor activity; DNA binding. NCBI's taxonomy places the organism in Eukaryota, Viridiplantae, Streptophyta, Magnoliopsida, Lamiales, Pedaliaceae.